GGUGAUGUCAAUCUCAGUGUCAUAUAGGAUGAAAUAAACUUCUAUUGGUUGUUUAACCUUCUUGGAGCAUGCAUGCUAAGGGAACUAAUGAUUAUUGGUGGAAAAGAUGAUGCUCUAUGCUUUGAGUUUAUGUGCAUGAAACAAAUUUUUAAAAAUUUCCUUGUUCUUCUUGUAGAGCUCAAAAUCAAUGAAGAUAAGGAGAAGCGAGGGAGGGAAAUGGUUGGAUGCUGUGCCAGUUUACCUUUGGCCAUUGUUGUGCUUGGAAGGCUUUUGGCAACAAAGGAAACAUUGAUUGAGUGGGACAUGGUGAACAGAAAUAUCAGGUCAUAUUUGGCCAAAACUAAAGGCCAUGAACAAGCAAGAUUAUCUGAGGUAUUGGCUUUAAGUUACCAUGAACUGCCUUACCAAUUGAAACCGUGCUUCCUCUAUUUGUGUCAGUUCCCUGAAGAUUUUGAUAUACCAACUAAAAAGUUAGUUCAGCAGUGGGUGGCAGAAGGCUUUGUGUUCUCACAGGAUGAGUUAGAAGGAGAUGAAACAAUGGAGGAUGUUGCAGAAGGCUACCUACAUGGUUUGAUCAACAGGUGUAUGGUUCAAGUGGGAUGUGGGAAUGAGACCCUUGGUGCACUUCCAUCAUCCACUGGAACAAGAUCAAUUGGAAAGAGUUGCAGGCUUUUGAUUCUUUUGAGGGAAGAUGUUGAUGAUCUUAUUCCACCACAAUACAAGAAAAAUCGUAACCUGAGAUUGCUUAAAGUCAGGGAUCUUGAAGGAAUUAAAGGACCUGAGUCUAACAAAUGUGAUGUUAAAGAUCUUCUCAGGUUGACCAAUCUCAGGAAACUUGUGCUGAAUGAUGCCGGAUACUUCGGAAACUUUGUCAGAAUCUUUGAUCCUCUAAGAAGCACAUUAAACUUCCUCAUGUCCUUGUCUUUAAAGACUGUUAUUCUCUCCUUUCCUGAUAAGGAAGACCCAAUGAAGACUCUGGGGAAGCUGCCAAACUUAAGAUACUUUAGCGGGUGGGAAGUGUUUGUCAGAAAGAAAAUGGUUUGCUCAAGAAAAGGUUUUCCCCAACUCAAGACCUUACUCCUUCGUGGCCUUCCCAAUUUAGAGGAGGGGACAGUGGAGGAAGGAGCCAUGCCUAGUCUGGUUCGUCUAGGAAUUUCAGAUUGCUAUAAGCUAAAGAUGUUUCCUGAAGGUUUGAUGUUCAUCACUACUCUUAAGGAACUGGAGAUUACAUGGAUGACUAGAGCAUUCAAAGGUCUCCUUCAAGAAGAUGGAAAGGAUUUCUACAAAAUCCCGCACGUGCCUUCUAUUGUAUUUCUAAAUUGAGAAGGGUGAUCGUCAAGUAAAAAAGUGAUCCUAGUAGAGUUACUGUAGACUUUCAUGUUUAAUAUUUUUGUUUGCUUAGUAUUACUUAAAAUUUUUUGGCAUUUGGCUAAAAUAUGUGCUUAAAAGUUGUAACUUGUAACUGCACCUGCUGCUAAUAACAUGCUCAAAUAUUU
This is a messenger RNA of Rubroshorea leprosula, 1496 nucleotides long. The record is from the annotation of a GenBank genome assembly. Lineage: Eukaryota; Viridiplantae; Streptophyta; Magnoliopsida; Malvales; Dipterocarpaceae.